AUGAGCUCCAAGAAAAGCUCCAAGCUCGACCUUCUCGUACGCGUUCGCUAUUCAAAUCCUCUACCUGCUCCCCCAUGUCCUCCAAAACUUCUCAAUAUCCCAACAAAUCCCAUGCGCUACGCGCGUCCCGAAUUCCUCAAUGCCCUAGCAAAUGAAACUCCCCUCCCUAUGAUUGUCGAUGCAGAAUGCGGCAUGCCUCUGGAUUUGGGAAAAUGGGAAUGCCUUUGGGAAGAGGGUGGUGAUGAUUCAAGUCUGAACCCGGAUAUACAUAAUCUGCCGAAACUUGACCCCAAAGACGCAUUCCUUCUGUCUGAUCCCUCGUCUUCAACAAACACUUACCCGACAAAUGGACCAACCACACCGAGCACGGAAAGAUUGACGUAUGGGACCCCGAUUGCCAACGUACCCUGGUUGCGUAAGACAGAAUAUAUCAGCAGAGAGAGUUCUCAGCGAUCCGCUGUUCAGGAAUCAAAACAUGUUGUGGAGGACAUAGAUAUAUCGAGAAACGCCCAGUUACGCGACAUCGAAUCCUCCUUCGUUGCAAGCAAUGAAGAUUUCUCCCUGGAAGCGUUACAACACCCCAAUAAACCUGGUGUAACAGCUAUCGAAUCAUACCCAAUUCUACCGGACGCCGACAUCUGGGCGAAUCAAUACGAUCUAUUCAGGUUCUCCGAGCGUCCUGGGGAUAGGGCCGUUGAUAUUGAGGAUCCACGCUUGGACUGUGCCAUUUUACGGCCUAUGAAAACAGAGCAUGACUCCUUCCUUGCCUUCUACCUUACAGCAAACGACGAAGCAGCUGUAUCUUUCAAAGAAACACGCUUCUCACAGGUUCCAUAUCAAGUUCCCGAAAACGAGCAGGAAACGACAUUCCAUUUCGUCAGAGAUUACGAAACAGUGAAGGUUGAACAAGAGGUCCCCAACGAAUUCCUUCUUGUAUUAUACGACGGCGACGACCCUCUAGAGGCCGAUCAUGACAGACCACUAAAAGAAAAAGGCGCCUAUUAUAAGAAUAUUGAGCGCAAGAUGCUUCUGAAGAAAAAGCGAGUGAAUGCGUACGAUCACUACGAGGACAAAUGGGAGGUCAUCAGAGUGCUACACUCACAGAUGAGCAAAGAGGAGGAAGAGGAACGAGAAGAGGCUUUGGCUGAAGUCAUGGAUCCUCUCUACUUGCUGCGGAACGAUCCAGAUGCAGAUGGCGAGGUGGAUGACGGUGCUGGUUUCCCUCUUAACGGACAGAUUGACAUCGAGGCGCACACUUAG
Messenger RNA from Psilocybe cubensis, 1260 nucleotides. Its product is annotated as RNA polymerase II-associated protein 1-like protein. Gene Ontology annotation, molecular function: chromatin binding; RNA polymerase II complex binding. Lineage: Eukaryota; Fungi; Basidiomycota; Agaricomycetes; Agaricales; Agrocybaceae. The record is from RefSeq and is a predicted model, not a curated record. Bases 1 to 1260 code for a protein of 419 amino acids. The transcript has 7 exons. Gene Ontology annotation, cellular component: Cdc73/Paf1 complex. Gene Ontology annotation, biological process: transcription elongation by RNA polymerase II.